GUGGAGUUAAACCAUUCAGCUGUAAUCAGUGUGGAAAGGCUUUUACUCACAAGAGUACGUUAAGAUGUCAUCAACUCAUGCACAGUGGAGUUAAACCAUUCAGCUGUGAUCGGUGUGGAAAGGCUUUUACUUACAAGAGUCACUUAAAAAGCCAUCAACACAUUCACAGUGGAGUGAAAUUGUUCAGCUGUAAUCAGUGUGGAAAGGCUUUUACUCGGAAGAGUCAUUUAAAAAGCCAUCAACUCAUUCACAGUGGAGUUAAACCAUUCAACUGUGAUCAGUGUGGAAAGGCUUUUUCUCAUAAGAUUAUGUUAAAAAGCCAUCAACUCAUUCACAGUGGAGUUAAACCAUUCAACUGUGAUCAGUGUGUGAAAACCUUUACUCAACAUGAACAGUUGUUGAUCCAUCAAUGCCCCCAUUCUGGUAGAAAGCGGUACCACUGUGACUCCUGUGAAAAAACUUUCAAGCACCAACAGAGCUUAAAAUGUCACCAACGCAUCCACACUGGACAUGAUGUGUACGUAUGUGAUCACUGUGGUGAACCAUUUGUAUUGUACUCACAGUUAAAAGCUCAUGAAGUGACCCACACUGGGGUUAAACCAUACAUUUGUGACCAGUGUGGGAAACGCUACAGCUCCACUGCAUACCUCAAAGUUCACCAACGUGUCCACACUGGGGAGACACCAUACAGAUGUGACGAGUGUAAGAAGACUUUUACAACUUUGGGUUCCCUGAAACAACACCAGCAGAUCCACACCAGAAAGAAAGCAUUCAAUCAGUGUCACAGUGAGAACGGAACAUAUGGACAAAACUCUCAGACUUGUCAGCACUCUUCCAAUGGUGAACAGUGCUGCUUUGACCAGUCUGGACCAACGUCCAACCAACAAGGAACCCUACAACGACACCAGCAUAUGCACACUGGACACAGACUGAACCCCUGCCAAGAAGAUUUGUCCAUGCAGGGUUCAGUAAAAGUUCAUGAAGUCCUCCCCAAACUUAAAGUCCUUGAGAUCCGGCUUCACAGAAUUCAGGUCUAAUUUCUUGUUUAGUGUCUUCGUUGCUUCGUUGCAAAAUCCAUUAAGAGGAAAGCUGUCGUUAACAGACGUGACUGGUAAAUUAUAAACCAUUCAAAGUGGUUACUCAGUUAAAUGAAUUAUCAGUGGUAGAGGGAUAGAGUCAGGAUGGAUGGAGGCAGUGAGCAGCAGGGCGAAUUUCACCCUGUUCCUCAGAUCCCUCUGUGCUGCAGGAACCCGUUAGAUGCAGAGCUGGUUCAGUGAUUCUCUGAUGAUUAAUCAUAAUUAAUUUAGGAGAUUACUGACCGUAGGUAUCUAUCUAUCCAUCUAUAAUCUAUCAUCUAUCUGUAGGAAUCUCUAAUAUUGAACAAGUAGAUCAACUAAUCUCAGAUUACGUGUGAGUUGAAAUAUAAAAACAUGAAGUGUUCUGUGAAAAAUCCAGUCUUUGAAAGCUGACAUGUAGUUAAGAAUCAUUUCUUUGUAAAUUAGCUGCAUCCAGUCAUUACCAUGACACUGGUAUCAUGGAACCAUGACCACAUAUAUGUGUCUGGAGAUAGUGGCAUUUUUAUAAUGGCACAUUUUCAUGCUUUGACAGAUACUGUGAGGGGAAAAAGUUUUCAGACACCCUGAAAAUUUUUACGCAUUCUUAAAUAUCAUGAAAUAUUUGUUGUAAAGUCUUUUUUGUGUGUUUCUAAGGGUGUGGCUGCAUCAGACAGACACAAAUACAAAUGAUUUUUUUGUUUGUUGUUUACAAGAAAAACUAACAAAACUAAAUUCUAGCAAAUUUCUCGUUUUAUGGAACCAGUCAAUUUUCAGUUUUUAAUGUCUUUUUUAGGAUGUGUUUAGUUUUAUGAUUGUACUAAAAUAAAUGACUCUUGAAGACCUCAAAGUGAUUCUUAAUGCAGUAUUUCACAAAUGUAUGGGAUGUCCAAAACUUUUUUCCACUGCUGUAUUUAACAGCAAUCUGAUCUGCUGAUGUUAGCAAGACAAACAAGUGAAGGUUUCAGGCUUUUAUCUAGAAUUCUUCUUGAUAUAUUCAUCAUCAAACAGCCUCAAAUUUCAAUGUGAGAAAAUGAAAACGAGUGAAACUGGGUCUACAGUCCACUGAAAAACCUCUAAGAAAGUGUCUGACAUACUGAGCUAAUAUUUCAUAGAUACCAUUAGAAAUAUCCAUAGUUUAUGAUUUAAAAAAAGUUUUUUUGGGAGGUGGUCAAUGAUUUGAAAUGGAGUUCCACUGUUGAAAAACCUCAGUCUCUGAUUCCGGCAUCAGUGCUCCAUUGUUGCAGUUGUGACGUUGUCUUUCAGAUGGUCCUAACACAGGCCACAACUGCUCUGGAAACAACACUCAUGUUCUUGUUUGGAACAGUUUCUCAGUAGAAAUUACGCAGCAAUGUCCAAGUUGU
Molecule: messenger RNA, 2416 nt
Organism: Acanthochromis polyacanthus (spiny chromis)
Lineage: Eukaryota; Metazoa; Chordata; Actinopteri; Pomacentridae
Product: zinc finger protein 239-like
Exons: 2
Coding region: 78-1037 (319 amino acids)
Source: RefSeq, a predicted model, not a curated record